AUGGAUCAAAUAGAACAAGCUAUUGAUGUUAUCAAAAAUAAAUAUAUCAACGCUAAUUCAAUUGAAGACAUUGUAGAGAUAUUGAAAUGUACUAUUAUGAUAGUUGAUGAUAUGAAUAAGAAUAUUAAAAUAAUGGAGAGAGAACAAUUUGAUAUAAUGAUUCAAGACAUCCUUAAUUUAACUAGUAAAAAGAAGAGUACAUUAUAUCUUGUUAAAAAUGUUAUAACAGAAAAAUUAAGUAAAGAAAUUAAAAAACGAUAUAAUAUAACUGAAGAAGACAUUAAAAGUAUGAAAGAAUUAUAUAAUUAUAAUGGUUCAAAUAAUAUAUUAUCUGUUGAAGAAAUUGCUAAACAAAUUAAUGAAAUGAAUCAAGAAGAUUUUGAAACAUUUAUUGAGUUAGAAAAAGGAAGAGUAAAUGAAAAAACUAUUUGUAAAGCUGUUCAAAAUGAAUUAAUUGAAUCAAAAGAACGAGCAGUUUAUAUUAGAAUUGUAUUUCAACAAACAUUUACUUCACUUGAGGUAAAGAAAGUUGAAGGAUUAAUUUCAAAGAUUAAUAAAAAAGUAUCAACACAAAAUGUAUUGAAAGGAACAGGAAUUAAAAUGAGAUUAUCAGCUGAAUUAAGAGAUAUUGGAAUCUAUAAUCAUUUAGAACAAUUAAAUAAAUGGACAAAAACAAAGGAAGCUGAUUUAAUAUUUGAUUCAAGAUGUGAUAAAUAUGAAAUGUUAAUGAAUACUGUUAGUGGAAAAAAACGAUUAAUGUAUAUUGUCCAAACAAAUGAUAAUAAUGUUUUUGGUACAUACAAUGGAAUGAGUUUAAAUAAUUAUGGAGAUAAAAUCACAAAUGACACUAAACAUUUUAUGUUUUCAAUUAUUAAUCCAAGUAAAACAGAACCAUUAAUGUUUUCUAUGAAAUUAAAAACAAUAGAUAGUUUAUGUAUUGAUUCUAAAGAUGGAAAAAUUAUCACAUCAUUAGGGUGUUGUACUCUUGUUGCAGAUACAGAUGAUGAUAAUUCUAAUGUAGCAGGAACAAUUGAUGGACAUUUUGGAGAAUAUUAUAAAGACAAAAAAGGAUAUGGAGCAAAAAUAUUUGAUGGGAAAGAAAAUCCACAAAUAUUCAAUGUAAAAAAAUUAUUAGUACUUGAAAUGAAAUAA
Entamoeba dispar SAW760 is the source of this 1152-nucleotide messenger RNA. RefSeq lists its product as uncharacterized. NCBI's taxonomy places the organism in Eukaryota, Evosea, Mastigamoebida, Endamoebidae. The record is from RefSeq and is a predicted model, not a curated record. The coding region runs from base 1 to 1152 and encodes 383 amino acids. The transcript has 2 exons.